This is a messenger RNA of Trichoderma atroviride IMI 206040, 1467 nucleotides long. The record is from RefSeq and is a predicted model, not a curated record. NCBI's taxonomy places the organism in Eukaryota, Fungi, Ascomycota, Sordariomycetes, Hypocreales, Hypocreaceae.
GAUCCAGCCCUUAAAGAGACAUCCUUGAUCAUUGCAUACCUAGGUAUACAUCUUGUGUAAGACAUCAUACCUGGUACCCCCGAGGCCUCACACACUCGCAAUAAUGUCGUCGAGUUCCUCUCAGAAUAUUUCCCAAGCCCUUGAAGAGGCUAAAGCACGUUACGUCGUGCGAAAUGCUAAAUCCAAGAGUCUUCACGAGGAAGCUACCAAGUCUUUUCCCGGCGGCAAUACUAGGACUGUGCUUCAUACGAGCCCCUUCCCUAUCUCUAUGAAGUCUGGCAAAGGCUACCAACUUACAUCAGAGGAUGGGCAUGUCUAUACAGAUCUUACGGCCGAAUUUACGGCAGCGCUAUACGGCCACUCUAAUCCUGUGAUCCUCGACGCUGUGAACAAUGUUCUCAACAAUGUGGGCUUGAAUAUCGGGGCAACCACACCUCAAGAGCAGUUGUUUGCUCGAGAACUAUGCCGGCGCUUUGAUCUCGAACGAGUGCGGUUCACAAACUCCGGCACCGAGGCCAACCUCCAUGCUCUAGCCGUCGCAAGACUGGUCACUAAGAAGAGAAAAGUUGUCGUAUUCAACAAGGGCUACCAUGGAGGCGUAUUGAUGUUUUGGGGAGGAAAGCCGGCGCCCAACAAUGUUGACCCUGAUGACUGGAUUAUCGUCAAGUAUAACGAUCUUGAUGCCGCCGUCAAGGCAAUUCAGAGUGAGGGGGUAGCCGCCGUGCUCAUGGAAGGUAUGCAAGGCAAUGGAAGUUGUCUCAGUGCAACACCAGAGUUUUUGGCUGGCGUCCAGGAUGCCGCUGCCAAGGCCGGUGUUCUCUUCAUCCUUGAUGAGGUAAUGACUUCUAGGAUAUCAGCCUCUGGACUUGCAGGCCUGCGAGGAAUCAAGCCAGAUCUCAAGACGUUUGGCAAAUAUCUCGGCGGUGGCCUCGCUUUUGGUGGGUUUGGAGGAAGAGCCGACAUCAUGGGAGCAUUUGACCCAAGGCAGACCCCUUCAAUUCCUCAUUCGGGCACCUUCAAUAACAACACGCUCGUGACGCACGCUGGAUACGCAGGACUAACAAAGAUAUACACUCUUGAUAUCGCGGACAAGUUCUUCAAGAUUGGUGAGUCGUUCAUAUCCAAGCUUCAAGAGACAGUCGAGGGAACGCGACUGGGCUUCUCGGGAGUCGGAUCCAUCCUAUGCUCUCGAUUCGUGGAUGGAGAUACAGAGGUGAAGGAUAUAAAAUGCGCAGAUGACUUUACAGAGAAUGAAGCGUUGAAAGACUUGUUCUGGUUUGAGAUGCUUGAGCAAGGAUUCUGGAUCACGCGUAGGGGUCUCAUUGCGCUGGUACUGGAGACGCCACAGUCUGAGCUUGACAGGUUCGUGGGAGCGGUUCAAGCAUUUGUAUCAAAGUAUGACGACGUAUUGGCGUUUUGAGAGGAUGACAUGUUAGCCAUGUAGUUAUUCGAAUGAUUCUAUGAGUA